[Torrubiella] hemipterigena is the source of this 1784-nucleotide messenger RNA. The record is from the annotation of a GenBank genome assembly. NCBI's taxonomy places the organism in Eukaryota, Fungi, Ascomycota, Sordariomycetes, Hypocreales, Clavicipitaceae.
CCACCCCAACUUCUAGAAUGCUCCGCACUCCACAAACUGCAACAGCAUCAUACUGAGUCUUGACGUUGUCAUAAUCAACCAUCUGAAAGGGCGCAUUCUACAUGCCCCAGCCGCACGUAGCAACUAAUUAACUACAUAUACAGAACCUGACCUCACCCCGACCUCUACACACCCUCCACACCAACACCAUCAUCUUUGACUCUCAACAUCAACAUGGCGGAUCCCGCAACAUCCCUCCCUCUUACACGAUCCUCCGUAGAAGCCGCCCACGCCCUCAUCAAACCACACAUCCACCUCACGCCCGUCCUCACCAACAGCACCCUCGACGCCCUCGCCUCAACACCCACCGCACCAGGCGCAGCAGCCCCCAAGUUGCGCCUCUUCUUUAAAUGCGAAAACCUCCAGCGCAUCGGCGCCUUCAAAGCCCGCGGGGCCUUCCACGCAGUUAAACGCCUCCUCGCUGAGCCCGGGUUCCUCGAGAACGGCGGCGCCGAAAAGGGCGUCAUCACACACUCCUCCGGCAACCACGCACAGGCACUCGCCCUCGCUGCCAAGGAGCACAACAUCAAAGCCCGCAUAGUGAUGCCGUCCAUCUCGGUGCCUCAAAAGAUUGCCGCGACGCAAGGCUAUGGCGCAGAGGUCAUCUUUAGCGGGAGUACCUCCGUGGAGCGGGAGGCUGUAACUGCCAAAGUCAUUGCUGAGACGGGCGCGCGGCUUGUCCCGCCCUAUGACCAUCCAGACAUUAUGCUCGGGCAGGGAACCAUGGGUCUUGAGCUACAGGAGCAGGUGCGCGAGCUACAAGCUGCUGCGAAGCCGGGUACUGCACUAAAGGGCCUCAAUGCCAUCAUCACACCGUGCGGCGGUGGCGGCAUGCUCUCAGGCGUAGCACUGAGCUGCGAGGGCACAGGAAUCAAGGUAUUUGGCUCGGAGCCGUCAUUUGAAGGCGCAGACGAUGCGAAGCGCGGGUACGAGAGCGGACAGCGUGUGGAGAGCGUCAAGACGCUGACGAUUGCGGAUGGGCUGCGCACGCCGCUGGGCAAGGCGCCGUGGAGCGUCAUCUUUGAGAGGAAGUUGGUGAGUGGUAUGUAUAGCGUGACGGAGGAGCAGAUUGUGGCGGCGAUGAGGCUUGUGUUUGAGCGUAUGAAGCUGGUGGUUGAGCCGAGUGCGUGCGUGCCGCUGGCGGUGGUGCUGUUUGACGAGGAUUUUAGACGGAUGGUGGAGCGGGAGGCGGGCGAGGAGGGAUGGGAUUUGGGUAUUGUGUUUAGUGGAGGUAAUGUAGGUGCUGAUGCGUUGGGGAGGCAUUUUGGGGUAGUGAAGGAGUGAGGAAAGAGGAAUAAGACUGAAUGUCAAGGGUAUUAUGGAAAGCAACAGGAGUAUCCUUACAAGGCAACAUGAGCAUCGUUCGAAAGCACGGCCUCUUAUUUCAACAGCAGUUAUGAAAGUACCAUUUGAAAACAUUCUAGAGGAUAGCCGUGAGUAGUUGCGGCUCGAUGUAUGGCAAACAACUAAGUGGCCAUAUUUCCUAAUUGGGCAGCCAUGGUGACAGACUUGGUCCAUUGACUAUGAUGCGUCCCUCCUCGCUUCGUUUACAACAAGUAAACCUGUGGCUUUUGUAGACUUGUCAUAGACUCACCAGCUUUAUUUUUAUAGAUGGAGGCGAGGUGGAGAUGGUCGUGUGCUUUUAGAAGGGAUUGACACGGGAUGGCGCAGCUCUAGAUGGUAUACGCUACUCGAUGACGUAUAUAUUUCAACGGCCCAGCGGGCUGAGGACUAUAAAAGCGACU